ACAGGCCGCCUAAGAUUUGCAGGAUGCAAAUGUAGGAGAGCAGAUAUGUGCAAGAACAUGAAAGACUCCAAGUGUGCCUGCAGAAAGGCCAAUAGAGAGUGUGAUCCAGACAGGUGUGGGCCACCCCCGCUGAGAAAGUCAGGUUACAUACAUAUGACAUCCAUGCACAUGCUGAUUAUAGAUCUUUGCAGGAGAGGUAAAACAUCCAUCAGAAAUGAAUUAUGAUUAAUAUGUUUAUUCAUGUUGGUGUGAAGGCAGGAAGCAUGCAUGCCCCAAUACUGUGUUACAACAAGCCUUGAACCAGGUAUGAUCUAUCAAAUACACAUGCUAUGCUACUAG
This is a messenger RNA of Fomitopsis serialis, 339 nucleotides long. RefSeq lists its product as uncharacterized. NCBI's taxonomy places the organism in Eukaryota, Fungi, Basidiomycota, Agaricomycetes, Polyporales, Fomitopsidaceae. The transcript has a single exon. The record is from RefSeq and is a predicted model, not a curated record. The coding region runs from base 46 to 225 and encodes 59 amino acids.